Molecule: messenger RNA, 375 nt
Organism: Dovyalis caffra
Lineage: Eukaryota; Viridiplantae; Streptophyta; Magnoliopsida; Malpighiales; Salicaceae
Source: the annotation of a GenBank genome assembly
AUGUCGUCACACAACAACAACUCGGCGUCGGCGAACGAUCCACGGCAGCCAUCGACCGCGAAACCGUUUGUGGCACCGAUGGUUUCACCACAGGAUCUACCCGUUGAUUACUCAGGUUUCAUUGCGGUUAUCCUAGGCGUGGCUGGCGUAAUGUUCAGGUACAAGUUGUGCUCGUGGCUUGCUCUUAUUUUCUGUGCUCAAUCACUUUCAAACAUGAGGAAUAUGGAAAAUGAUCUUAAGCAGAUUUCCAUGGCAUCCAUAACCACCCUAGAUGACUUCAAAGGGAAAUGGGAUGUCUUAGAUGCUGUUGCUCUUGGGCUUAGUCAGCCAGUGCUCAUGGAAGACUUCAAGAAGGCUCGUGAAUUGGUCAAAUAG